UCCGCCGGAUGCAUUUUCACAUUUCUAUUUCCGCCUUUUAUCAAAAAUUUUUAUUCGCAAUCCAGCGGUUGCCAAAGUGCGGAUUCACCCCAAGUGGCGCCAUUUUUCCAACCGGAUCGGAAGCUGUUCUCCGGUGUGAAGCUUCCGGCAAUCCGCCCAUGACCGUCCACUGGAAGCGGUUCGAUCAGCUCAUCGAAUCCCAUCAGCAAAUGGAUCGUUUCCAGCUCUCCAGUGUGGCGUCGGACGGCCGGGAUUUCCUCGAUCUGAACAUCAGUCGGGUCGUGGCGGAUGACGGCGGAAUGUACGUCUGUCAAGCGGCCAAUCUUUACGGUAGUGACGCCACCGACAUCCGCUUGAUUGUCCAGGAACUUCCCAGGGCUCCUGGCCAACUUCAGCUGACGUCCGUCCAGAGCCGGUCGGCCGAAUUGCAGUGGCUGGACGAGGAUAUCGAUCCAUUGCUGGAAUAUCGGGUCCAACUCACCCGGCCGGGAACGAUCGGCUGGACGUUCAAUCAAACGAUCGAGGCCAGGGGGCGGAGUCUCGUCACUCUCCCUCAUCUCCAUCCGUUCACCGUCUACGAGGUCCAGGUCAAUGCCAUCAACUCGGCCGGAAUCGGCCCGCCUUCCGCUCCGCUUCAGUUCCAAACUCACGAAGAAAUUCCGUCGGGUCCAGUGCGGCACGUGCAAGCGGAAUCGAAAUCUUCCCGCUCAGCGCUCGUUUCUUGGCUGCCGCCCAGUGAAGAAACUUGGAACGGCCGUUUGGUUACGUUCACCGUCACUUGCCUGGAGACCAAUGGGAACGGCCAAAUCGUCCAGCGGAGUGUGGCCUACACGACGACGGAUUUCAGACCUGUCCGUCGUGUCCAGGUGACGGUGGAAGAGCUCCGGCCGGCCACAGUUUACGCUGUGACCGUCCGAGCCUUGAAUCGAAUGGGUGCUGGCCCGGAAUCCGAUCCGCCGGUGUCUCUGACCACACCGGAAGCUCCUCCUUCAUCCUCUCCGGUUAAUUUGCAUUGCGUCACUCUGUCUGCCUACGCCAUCCAGCUGACCUGGGCCCAUCCGACCCUGGCCAACCACCACGGCCACCUGCAGGGCUUCCGGAUUUUCUACAAAGUGUUUUCCAGCAACAACCGGCACCGGAUCGUUUUAGCCGACGAGGUUUCAUCUUUCCUCCGCCCGGAAUCGAAAAGGGUCGGUCCGAACGUCCUGGAUUCCGUCCUCUACGGAUUACAGGCCUACCAGAAUUACAGCAUCCAAAUAGCGGCACUCAAUCGAGCCGGAAGUGGUCCUCUGAGUGUUCCGGUUGUCUGCCAAACGGAUGAAACGGUUCCUGUGGCCGUCCAUGAAGUGAAAGCUGCCAGCCUGUCCAGCUCUUCGAUCCUGGUGACUUGGCGUCGAUCCACACCCCCUAGCGGCCGGAUUGCGCACUACGUGAUCCAAAUCAAAGGCACCGUGACUCAUGUUUUGGGUUUUUGCUCAGCUGUCAGAUUUGACGUUGUUGUUGCUGGGCAGCCGAUCAUGUUGAAACAGUAUGCACGUAUCCUAGUCCAAACCGUGGGGCCCCCGAGUUCUCUUCCGGGAACCCAAUAACAAGCAAACUUCUUAUCUUAUCCAUGUUGUCCACGCGCGUCGUUGAAUCAAAUCAUCCGAAA
This is a messenger RNA of Daphnia pulex (common water flea), 1651 nucleotides long. RefSeq names its product protein sidekick-1-like. Lineage: Eukaryota; Metazoa; Arthropoda; Branchiopoda; Diplostraca; Daphniidae. Gene Ontology annotation, biological process: axon guidance; cell-cell adhesion. The record is from RefSeq and is a predicted model, not a curated record. Gene Ontology annotation, molecular function: protein binding. The transcript has 4 exons. Gene Ontology annotation, cellular component: axon; plasma membrane. The coding region runs from base 9 to 1589 and encodes 526 amino acids.